AAAGUCCGAUCCGUGAUCAGGCUCCGUUACGCGUGAGCGCGCAGGUCCAAAUGUGCGUGCGUGCGUGCGUGAGCGCAGAGUGUGUUCUUUCAGUGCUAACAGUCUUAUGCAAGCCGCCCUACACAGAGCCACGAUGUCCGACGCUGCUGCUCCAGCAGACAACAACGGGGAGCCUGGGUUAAACGGGUCAUGGGUAGAGCUUGAGAUGAACAGAAACGCCGCAUCUCUCUCUUCCUCCGUUGCCUCAGUGCCGCCCCCUUUAGCCCAGGUAGUAGAGGAGGAUGAUGGGAUGGUGGGGGGCCUGGAACACGUUCCCUCAUCAUCUUCCAUCCACAAUGGAGACAUGGAAAAAAUCCUGCUAGAUGCCCAGCACGAAUCCAGUCGCAGUAACUCCUCAUGUGACAGCCCUCCUCGACCUCACAGUCCUCAGGAUGAAGGCCAGAUCAUUUUCGACGUGGACAUGAGGAGGGACAGUCAGGAGGAAAUCAUGGAGAAGAUCAGAGAUGACGACAUCUUAAUGAAGGAUUCAGACCGGGUCGCAGACUGGUCAAGUAGACCAGAGAAUAUUCCGCCUAAGGAGUUUCAUUUCCGGCACCCGCGGCGUUCAGUGACUCUCAGCAUGAGGAAGACAGGAGCCAUGAAAAAAGGAGGCAUCUUCUCUGCUGAGUUCCUCAAAGUGUUUAUACCCUCGCUGCUUCUGUCCCACAUCCUGGUCCUGGGUCUCGGGGUCUAUAUUGGGAAAAGACUGACAACUCCCACUGCAAGCUCCAUUUGAACACAGAUCUGAUCAAGUGCCUCAGGCAUGGCCCAGGAGGAUUAGGGAGAAGGUUGCAGUUUGUACGAAGAAGCCCCCUGCUGCCCCUUUCUACCCCUUUUAGUCUUUUCAGUAACAUUUCUUCCUUUUAUAGUAAUUCCUUCAAUUAGCCUUUCCAUUUUGAGAAGCAGAAGUGAUAAACUUUUCAUUUCAGGCCUUUUUCUUUCUCGUUUACCAUUUUCUGUAGCCCUUUUCCAGUUGUGAAUGUUCUAACACACCCUUAGUAGUACUAUUUCAUUUUGUAAGUAUUUGGAGCAUUGUAUGAAACCAAAUGCGCACAUGCUUGCUCCACACUUGCUCAAUUCAACUAGGAGGCAAAAAACAUCCCGUUUUGGUCCAAGCACAAAGUUUUCACCCUCAAAAUGGAAUCAACCAAAAUAUAUGACUUAUUGAAGUUAUACGAACAUGCUAGCUAAGAUUUUAUUUAUUAUUAUAAAUGCUACCAAUUUAGUUAUUUUAUUGACUUCAAGGGCGGAACGCCGGGAUGAUGAAUUGGAAGUGUUUUGGGAAGGAUAGGGCUCUCCGUAGACCCCAAACUCAUUUGGUGAGGAUGGAAAAUUUAAUAACUCAGACAUUAUAUACGUUUAUGACUGUAUCACAUGCAAUUUUAUACCAAGUUUUACAUAGUCUUUUACACAACCCUGACAGACACACCUGUUACAUUUUGAUUUUUUUUAUAUAUUUCAUCUCAUGAAUACAGAUAAAAACCAGUCUGAUGGGGCUGACGGAUCCCUGUAUGAGAAAAAAAAGCUUUUAUUUUAUCUGUGUUUGUUGUGUCGUUUUGUUAGUUUCCUUCACAUACAUAUCAGGACCUAGUGAUUUCUUACUAGGCUUCUACAACAUAGCCUACUUUGCAAUACCGCACAAUUUACCAUUAGCAUUCAAAGCUGAGAGGAUCUUGCUAACAAGGACAACGGCUUCAGUGUUUUGCCAUGCUAUCAUAGCUGUAUCAGACUUUCUGGAAUUUUCUUGUACACUCUCAUACUUCUCAGUCUCGUUCUGAUUUCUAGCAUUUCCAUGCUGUUUGCUUGAGGACAAACAAAGUUUUCUUCAAUUUAUAGUAAUCGCUCAUUCUGUCAUUAUUUACUCAACUUCAUGUUUUUUCAAACUUAUAUGAUUUUCUUUUAUCUGUGGGACUCAAAAGAAGAAGCUUUGAACAAUGUCCAUGCUGCUCUUUUCCAUACAAUGGAAGCUAAUAGAGAUAAACUGGAAAAGAGCUGCUUGGGUUUCUUUAAAAUAUCUCCAAAAGGUUGAAUAAUGAUGGCAGAAUUUGAAUUAUUGUGUGAGCUACUAUUCAAGCACACUUACACAGUCACAGUCACACACAUUUAGUGAACACUAACACUCCAGCACCACAGGUGACUGUGUUAUCCUGGUCAUGAACAUCCAUCUUUGGGAACAGGGUUUAAUUUAGGGUGAACUAUCUCCAAGUCUAGCUGUGUUUUUGUCUCUUUUUAAGUGUUUUUUGGAUGUGUGAACACGUCUCCUUUAGUCUAUCUGAGGAUCUACUUCUCCUCGAACACAGCUGCCAAAACCAACCGAGAGCUCGCCUCUCAUGAACUUUGUGCCUCGUGUCCAUCAUCAUGUUUGAUACGGCGUCCUGUCAUCGUUUGUUGUUGUUGUUGUUGUUGUUGUUGUUGUUUUGCACCUUUUUCUUGGUGUACAUAAGUUUUGGAUGGUUUCUCAUAUGCUUUGUUUGGAUUUUUUUAAGUCUUGAACAAUCAAGGCAAACUAGAAGAGAAGGUACAUGAUAGGCAAAGGUUUUAGUUCUUUUAUUUGUAUUGGAGAUACUUUCUUCAGACUGCAAUGCAAUGAUAAAAUGAAUUGUAAGUUUAUUGAUUUGAUUUUUUUUUUCCCUCCCUUGUUGGACAAUGACAAAGUUUUCAAAUUAAAAAUUUAAAGAACAAUCUGCAUUUUUUGUUUGUGUCCCUUUGCCGGCAGACACUCUUUUCUCUGUUUGUGGACAUUUCCCAUCUCCUCAAUAUUUAUCAAAUAUAUCUGCUCAAAAUAUAUUCAAGAACCAUGAAUUUUAAUCCUGUUUAUUAAUGGAAUUUUGUUAAUUUUACCUAAAAAAAAAUAAUAAUAAAAAGAAACACUUCUGUAGUGCAGCAUUAGCAGUUUCAUGCGUUUUUUUUUUGUUUUUGUUUUUUUUUGUCAAUUUUAUUUAUUAUUUUAAUAAAAAUACACUUUUAUUGUCCUAAGUCAAGCAUCACUAUGACUGUUGCUCAGUGUCUAAUUGUUUUUUUUAACUUAAAGCUUUUACUUAUAAUGCAUUAUAAAAGUAGUUUUAAUGCAUUAAUUAUGCCUUGUAAUACACCUUAUAAUGCAUUAUAAUAAUUGUAACCACGUUACACUUUUUUAUCAAUUCAUUGUUCCACUAAGCAUUUUAAAUUUGGUUAUAAUUACUUACAACAAGAUAUAAUGUAUUACAAAGCACAUUACGAAUAAUUCUAAUGCAUUUAAUAACCCUUUAUAAUGCAUUAUACAUGAAGGCUUUAAGUAAAGUGUUACCUUUUUUUUUUAGCCAGUGUAACCAUCCAGCAAUACUAGCAACCACUCAGAACACAGAAUUAGCUUAUAUUAGAUCUCCAGAGCUGGGAACGCCUAGGAAUUCGACCUGGGGUCAGAUCUUCUCUGGCUGUAUACAGUUCACACACCGAGCCUGUUGUUGAAACUUCUGUGAGAUGAUUACUUUGGAUCCAGACUGCACCAGAGACAGAUAGAGUGACAUCAACCAUUUGUCAUAAUACACACAGCUCCCAGUUAUUAUGAUCUCACUACAUUCCUCCCAUUAGUGUGCCUUAAUUUCUCAUUGACAUGUGAGGGUUAACCAUCCCAGGCUCCUCCUAAACAUGAAUUCGGACCAUUCUGGCAACUCUCCGGCCCACUUUACAUCUGACUCAUGUUUCUUGUACAAAUUCAUGCCUUCAUCCUAACUGAGAAUAUGAAAUGCCUGUCAUAUUUGUGCUCUGUCAUUGUUUCUAUCUGAGAUCCUUUCAAUUUUUCAGUCUCUUGCUUAAACUCCUUAUGGUAAAUCACUGAGAGUUGAAUGAGCACCACAGUGCCAUUUAUGAAGGCCAAUUAUAUGAUAUCUGUGGCUGAAAUGCUUCAUCUGUCCUUUGAUUGGUUUUACAGCAACGUGCAGAAAAGCUAUUACUAUUGAAUCCAUUUCAUCCAUUGAUUUUGCUGCACAAAUUCAUUUGCGCUAUAUCCUCGAGGGGCGCUCCGCGAAUUUACCCAGAGCUAAGAGGCUAAAACCAAUUUUACCGACACUAAAACGCCUAAAUUGCCUUUGUGAGUUCACCUGGUUUUAAUUAAAUUAAAAAUAAACCAGUUUGCAUGGCGUUAGCAGUCUAAAGCGAUACUCGACUGCCCUCUAGUAGCGCAGAUGGGAAAUUUAGGGUGUGCUUCAUUCUGAUUGGACACGAUUGGGUGAGAAACGACAUCAUCUGUUCUCCAAAACGUUGUGGUGUCUGUUUAUGGAUACAGUUGCCUACAACUACACAUCCUUUUUUUUUUUUUUUUUUUCCCACAGUUUGGUCUCUCAACAGUCUUAAAUAGCAUUGCAGAAGCCAAAUGGUUGAUGAGUCAGCAGUUGCUGCAACCUGCAGGGCGUUUUCAUAUUGAGUACAGAUGCAAAUCAGAUCAGAAUACAGUGGAUCGGUAUGAAUCUUAACGUUGUUUUGACAUGAUUAAUUGCAUCUUAUUUUAUCUAGCCUAAGUGUGCCAUAUUCACACAGCUAUACACCAAUCAAAAGUAUUCGUGAAUCGUCACAUGUAGCGACUUUGUAUGUAAAUGUAAGCUUUUAUUUAUUUAUUUAUUUUAGAUUUUUUUAAAAUAAUUAUGCCCUUCAAAUUAUAGGUAAUAAAACUGGAGUUCCUGUGAGUUCUAUAUUCUACCGCAUAGGCUGUAGUGGGAGGAGCUGUGAUUGAAUUCCCUGUCUUGUGAUUGGCUGAAACAGGUGUUCUGAGGUUCCGUAGUCAAUGAUGACUGAAGUAUGCAUGCUUGUGUGUGCAUGUGUGUUGUGCUCCAAAACAAGACCAGUAUCUAAGCCACAUAAUGACUUCGGUUAACCAGAGAAGUGGUUUGGAAAUGUCUGUUAAGUUCUCUCUUUGCAGCAUCAGUUUUAUGUAUGCAAGUCUGAGAAAUUAAUGAAACGGGCUUAUCUUUUGUUCCUUUUGUGGCACAAACUGUCUUUCUCACUUUCUCCCCCUCAGUCCAACAGCCUGCAGCGACAGUAGCUAAAGAAGGAACUCUUUUGAGCGGGUAAGGGCGCAUGUUGUUGUUAUGGAAACUGGGCUUUUGGUGCUAUUAUUGUGAGGCUGCUUUUUGGAGACGCAAACAGAAUGGCGAGUCUCUAGUGAGUGACUCUCCAUCGAAAUGUUCCACCGCCCAAUAUUUGUUUAUAAGCAUACGUAGCAAACAAUGCCAAAUGAAAAAAAUAAAAAUAAAAACCGAAUUCCAUACUCAUUUUCAGAAUAGAUCAAUUAGGCUACUCAGCGAAUGACUCAUGUGUUUUGGUUCUUUUUAAUUUAAUCUCUUUAAUGGUUCUUCUUUUUAAUGUAUCGUCCAGAUCGAAUGACUUAUGUGAUUUGGUUCUUUUUAAUGACUCUUUUAAAUGUCUCGUUCUGAAAACGAAUGAUGUCAGGCAGACUCCCGAGCUAAUGAAUCUUAUGAUUAAGAUAUUUCCAGUAAUUCAAAACAUAUAGCUACAACGUGACCAGUAUUCCGAUUUCUGUACGAUUGACUACGAGACGGUUCUUUUUACCAACGCAAAAAAAAAAAAAAAACAUAA
Messenger RNA from Onychostoma macrolepis, 5610 nucleotides. RefSeq names its product BCL2 interacting protein 3 like b (gene bnip3lb). The record is from RefSeq and is a predicted model, not a curated record. Gene Ontology annotation, biological process: mitochondrial outer membrane permeabilization; positive regulation of apoptotic process; defense response to virus. Gene Ontology annotation, cellular component: mitochondrial envelope; mitochondrial outer membrane; nucleus. The coding region runs from base 107 to 775 and encodes 222 amino acids. Lineage: Eukaryota; Metazoa; Chordata; Actinopteri; Cypriniformes; Cyprinidae. The transcript is spliced from 6 exons.